AUGAGCAAGGUACAAUUCAUGGAUCAAUUGUUGAAAGAUUUUAAAGAAGUUAGUGCAGUUAGCGGAGUUCAUAAUAAGUCGUCUGUUAAUGAAUCUUUUUUGAAAGAAGAAAGUACAGGACCUUAAAUUAUACUAACUAAUAAUAAAAAUAGAUUGAAGUUAAAAGAAUACAGCAAAAAGUUAUCACAUUAUAAAUAAGAAAUGGUGAAUGUAUAAAAUUAGAUUGAUUUGGAAUAUACACGAUUUAAAGAGUCGAAAAUAUCAAUGGCUACAAUAAUAACAAGGGAGAUUAAUAAAUUAUAAAAGUAGGAUGAAGAUCAAAUCAAAGACAUGUUGACUUUCGUAAAAAAAUUAAUAGAAUUUAAUCAGAAGAUAACUUUGGAAAUAGAAAACGUAUAUGAAAAGUAUUGAUAAGUGCCAUAUAUCAAAAUAGUUAAUAAACAGUGUCAUCUUAAGAAGUAGAGGCUGCUGCUUAGGUGUUCCAAGAAGUAGAGUAACAAGUGUUAGCUAUGAAACAAAAGAAAUUAGAUCUUGCAUCUAUAGAUUUCAAAUUAUUAUCUAUGAAUGAGUACAAUCGAAUUACUUUAUAGUUGCAAGAAUAAAAACUUAAUUCAUAAGAAUAAUCUAAUAAUCUAUUCAAAAAUGAAUAAAAAAUUAAUAUAAUGUUGAGUUAACAGUUAGAAGAAAAAAAUCAAAUUAUUUAAUAAUUAUAAAACAAUUCAUCAUGGGAAUAAUGGAGAGAGUUAGAAUAAUUGAUUUCAAAUUAAUUAGAUAGAUUUAGAAUUCCUCAACCAAAAUCUAAUACCAAUCUAUUUAAUUAUAUUUUUGAUUCCUUAGAUUAAAUUAUUGAUAAUUAAGAAUGUGAAAUUAAAGAUUUAUCAAAUUAAAUCUUUAAAUAUUAAAAAGAAAUUGAUGAAGUUAAAUAACAAAAUGAAAUUAUCAUCAAAGAAAAUAAACAAAUCUAAAACUAAAUCAAAUUAAGAAUUGAUGAGAAACAUCAAGAAAAACUUCAACUUUAAGAUGAAAUGAAAAACAUUCUUAAUAAUAGUAUUGAGGUGGAAAAAGAAAAUUAAGUCUAUAAUAAUCAAUUAUAAAUGUAUACUCAUUAAAUCAAAUAACUUUAAAAAAGCAACACAAAUUUAUAUAAAGAAUUAUAAAAAUAUAAAAAUGAUGUUAAUGAAUUGAAUGAUAUUAGAAUUAAGUUAGAAGAUGAAUGUGAAAAACAUUUAUCCAUUAUUGAAAGACUUAAUAAAUAAAAUAAUGAAUUAGAGUCUAUCCUAUAUUAGUCUAAAAAUGAUGAAAAUGAUGAAAUUUAAUAAUAUAAACAAUUAUCCAAAUCUCAAUCAAUUAGGAUCUAAUAAUUGGAAUCUGAAUUAAACAAUACUUAAUUAACAAAUACUAAAUUAUCAGAAAAAUAAAAAGAAUAUGAUGAAUAACUAAGAUAGUUGAAAAAUUAAGUUUAAGAUUUUGAAAAGUAAAUUUUUAAUUAGGAAACUGAAAUUAAGAAAUAAUUAAAGCUAAAUGAUGCAUUACAAAAAUAAUUAAAAGAAAGUUAUGAAUUCAAUAAUACAUAAAAUUCUGAUCAAAAAGAAUUAGAUGAAGAAAUGAAAUAUUAAAUUAAAUUCAAUGACAUAUAAAAAGAAUUUAAAGAGUAUAAAAUAUAAACAGAAAGUAGAUUAAAAAAGGCAUUAUCAUAGUCUUAAGAAUUUUAAUAAAAACUUUAAAUGUAAGAUUAAGAGAAAUUAUUGGAGAGUCACAAAAUGAUUGAAAAAGAAACAACUCUUAAAAGUGAGAAUUAAAUAUUGAAUCAAAAAAUUAAUUUAUUAUAAGAAUAAUUGAAAUAAUAAGAAAUAAAUUAUUUGAAUGAAAUAAAAAUUAAUAAAUUAGCAUUAGAUUAAACAUAAAUAUAAUAUCAAUAAUAAUCAUAAUUGUUUGAUAAAUUAAAACUUUAGAACUCAUAAUUAGAUUAGGUAAUCAAAUAAUUUUAUUAUAGGUUAUCUUGGAAAAAGAAACAUUGAUAUAGGAACUUUAAUAAGAAAUGGAUAGUAAUUCAGCUUAAUAUGAAUAAUAAGUUAAUGAAAUUUAAUAAGAAUACAAUUCUAUAAUAGAUGUAUAUUUAAAAAUAAAUUUAGGAAAAAUAAUCUCAAAUUUAAUAACUUUAAUAAACCAUCUCAAGUUAAAAACAUGAGAUAAUGCUUUAAUAAAGACAAAUUGAUUAAUUAGAAUUCUAGAAAUAAUAAGAUCUAUUAUAAUAUAAGAUUGAGAAUGAUAAAAAAUCUCUUUAAUUUGCAAAAGAAUUAGAAUAGGUUAAAGAUGUUUUAAAUACUUCUGUAAGUUUCUAAUAAAUAAAAGAAAAUGAAAAAUCCUUUUAAAAAAAGAUGUAAUAGGUUUAAGAAUCAUCAAGUAAAUCCAUAGCUUAAACAUCAUAAAAAUAUGAAUAAAUUAUUUAAGAUUUAGUUUAAUAAUAUGAUAAACAAGUAAAUUAUUUGCAAGAUUAAUUGCAAUUAUAAAAUAGAUUAGAUUUUUAAUAAAAUCGAAAUAGUUAAAAGCCUCCAAGAGCUUAGCAUAAGAGUCCUAAUUGUUAUACAAACUCUCCAGCUUCUUCAAUUUAAUAAAGUUUUUAUAGAGAAGUAGCUAAAUUUUCAAAAGAUUUGGAUGAUUCUUAAGAGUCAAAUACAUAAAAAAGGCCAAUAGGAAUAAUUAAGAAAAAUAAACAUAUUUUUAUAGAAGAUGAUAAUAAUAAUACUAGUUAAGAAUAAACUUCAUCUGUUUAAAAUUAUAGUAGUUCUGGUAGAGUCUAAAUAAAUGAUCAUGCUGUUCAGACUGAUUAAUAAAAUGAAGACAUCUUUCCACCUUUUGAUCAUAGGAUUUGUUUAAGGUGUAAAAAAAAUGAUAUGAUUUCUCCAAAUUUUUGUAAAUUUAAGGAAGUAAAUUAGUUUACAGACUUAAGCAAUGUAAUUUAUAUUUAAUAUGUUAAUAGAGUCAAGGUAGUGCAAGUAGAUUGAAAUCUUCCAGAGUUUUGAAAGAACAUAUAUAUGGAAGCAAUUUAAGUUGGAGAUAGAGAGAAACUAAUUCAAUCACUAAAUCAAACUUUUUUUCAAUUGGUGAAAAAACUUCUUAAGGAAUCAAUACUAUUUUAAGUUUAAUUAAUAUAGAAAAUACUCAAUUUAAAAGAGGUUAUAGUCAAAAAAAAAAUUAAAGAAAUUAAAGAAAUUCAGAAAGUUUGUCAAUCUCAUUUAGUUCUAAAAUGGAUACAAAUAGAAGUAAUUAAUGA
Molecule: messenger RNA, 3274 nt
Organism: Paramecium sonneborni
Lineage: Eukaryota; Ciliophora; Oligohymenophorea; Peniculida; Parameciidae
Source: the annotation of a GenBank genome assembly